AUGGUUGAAUGGACCGAUUCUCAAAUACGUAUCCUUAUCGAUGAGCGUAGAAAUACAGUAGAAAUGAAGAAUAUCAUAAUUUUGGAAGGAAUCGAAUCGGAUUUUGGGAUAGCAUCGCAACCAGAAUUAAUAGAGAACAUAAUACGAGCUUUAAUGGACACCAAUGGAAUCGAAGAGCACGAAGAAGUCGAACGGGUACGCAAGAUUUUGAUAAGUUUUGUACGCAUUUUUGGAAGAGGCCUAAAGAUGAAUUUAAUAGAAUCCAUACUAUUAAUACCACAAACCGUCAAACAUUGCCAGGGAAUUGAAGAAGCCGAAGAAAUUCGGUUGAUAAUCGAAGAAGUCGUAGACGAUCAGCAUCCCCAUCCCGUAAUACAAUAA
This is a messenger RNA of Acaulospora morrowiae, 381 nucleotides long. The record is from the annotation of a GenBank genome assembly. NCBI's taxonomy places the organism in Eukaryota, Fungi, Glomeromycota, Glomeromycetes, Diversisporales, Acaulosporaceae.